AUGCUCGCUGCCCUCACUCAGGUUCUUGGCGCUCUCUGGGCUUUCAUUCUCGGCAUGGUCGCCUGUCUUACCGGAAGAUGCGCUCACUCGCCCUUUAAGGCAGAGCUUCCUGUCGUCGCACAGUAUGGAGGGAGAGUCAACCAAAUAAACCCCGGGGCGGCUGGAGGCAUUACAGCAUCUACACACACCUAUGGAGCUACAUCGGUCGAGGCCCGGAUGAAUAACGGACUGCGGGCUUUUUUCGAUGAUUCUGGCGAAGGGCUCGAUGUCAAGGAACUUGGAACGCGAAACGAUGAUAUCGAAGCUAUGAAGAGCGAAUGGAGCAAGUUGCUGAAGCAAGGAUCUGGGCCGAAUUCUUCUGAUGAGGAUGGUGCGAGUUUCACCCCGCUAAUCUUGAGAGCUAUGUUGAUGAUGAUCUAUCCAGAUGACCUCUACUUCUUCUCGUCAUUGACAACGAAGAAACCGUCCCCAGAGCCAGGUCAAUUCCACGAUGCAGCCCUUUCCUUAUGCCAGGUCGAACCCGCCUUGGAAGACAUCGUCCUCGUGGAUAUCUCUUGCCCUUCCUCGCCUUCCACUACUGAGUCGGCAGCCACCGAUUCUCCGUUGCCUACCUCGUCGUCAUACGAGGCCUUCGAGAAGUUCCAAGUGUUCCGAUUCCCGGUUGGACCGGCGUCGCCAGACUGUGCAUCACCAAUGUUCUCCCCAGGCCCCUGGUACGAGGAAUUCGAACAAACGGGGGCGGCCUCCAGGAGUGGGUUCUUUCCAACUACGCCGAUGACGAUCAGCAUUGGCAAGCGCGGGAUUGUUCUCCAUGAUUACGGAGACUUCGAUAAGAACACGCUGUCAACCCCUGCUCCAUUUCGCAGGGGAUACCAAUGGUCGAGGGAUGUUGUUUGA
Molecule: messenger RNA, 897 nt
Organism: Pleurotus ostreatus (oyster mushroom)
Lineage: Eukaryota; Fungi; Basidiomycota; Agaricomycetes; Agaricales; Pleurotaceae
Exons: 1
Coding region: 1-897 (298 amino acids)
Source: RefSeq, a predicted model, not a curated record